UACUUGUCAUGCGCAGUGUUGUUAUUGCAUGAUCUAAUUGUGUAUGGAUUAGAUUCUUCUGACAAUACGAGUUUAUUGUGUGCUAUUUGAAUAUAAUAAAAUAAGAUAUGCCAUUUUUUAGUAGUUCUCAGUUUGAUCAAGCUGUAGAGAAAGCUACAAGUGAAAAUAAUACUUCAGAAGAUUGGGCAACUAUACUCGAAAUAUGUGACAAAGUUGGAAUUACACCAAAUGGACCCAAAGAUUGCCUUCGUUCUAUAGUGAAACGAUUAAACAGCAAUGUACCUCUUCAUGCUAUGCAUGCACUUACUUUACUUGAUGCGUGUGUAAAGAACUGUGGCCGAAGUUUUCACCUUGAAGUUUGUUCCAGAGAUUUCGAAGCUGAAAUUAAAAAGCUUCUGCAUAAAGGUCAUCCAAGAGUUAUUGAAAAAUUGAAGGGUUUGUUAAAAAAGUGGAGUGAGGAAGACUUUAAAAACGAUUCUCAGUUAAGCCUCAUACCAUCACUGUAUAAUAGUCUGAAGAGUGAGAGAAGUGAUUUUUCAUCAUCUGUUACAGUUCAAUCAAGCAAACCUGCAAUGCAGCGACUUAAGGAUACAAGUAUUGUGUCAAGUAAGGAAGAAGAAGAUCUUGCAAAAGCCAUUGAGUUAUCUUUGAAGGAGACUGGGUCAUCACCAAAGCAGUCAGCAUCAUUAUAUCCUAUAGCAUCUGUAUCCAGCUCUUAUGCGUCACAGAAAAUGACACAAAAAGAACCAAGAAAAGUGAGGGCUAUGUAUGAUUUUGAAGCUGCAGAAGAUAAUGAAUUAACCUUCAAGGCUGGAGAAAUUGUUUUAGUACUAGAUGACAGUGACCCUAACUGGUGGAAAGGCUCCAAUCACCGCGGAGAAGGCCUCUUCCCAGCAAAUUUUGUUUCAGCUGAUUUGACCACUGAACCAGAAACUGUCAAAGCACUUGAAAAGAAAACUGUUCAGUUUAAUGAAGAAGUUAGAGUUAAGACUGUGGAAGAAGAUCAAGAAGUUGAGAUUGAUGAGGACAAAAUUGACCAAAUGUUGCAUUUAUUACAUGAAGCUGACCCUACUGGUGAACGGCCAGAUUCUGAGGAAUUACUUGCCUUAGAAGAACACUGCUUAGCAAUGGGUCCUCUUAUUGAUCAAGAACUUGAACAAAUAGACCGUCGGCAUGCAUCUCUUACUACAGCAAAUCAGCUUCUAGUGGAAGCACUGCAUUCUUACCAAACACUUAUGAAAGAUUACUCCUCUUUACCAUAUAGCUCUUAUCCAGUACAAGAUGUCAUGCACAGAUAUGUACCCUCGCAAGUUCCUCAACAGAUGUACAGUGGAUCUCACUCGCUUCCAAAUGCUUACAUCCCUGUAGAAAACUAUCAACCUCUGCCAGUACCUCAUACUGACCAUUAUCCUGUUGUACCCCCACCAUCAGGAGCUUUGCCAACUACACAUCAGUCAAGGAUGUUGCAUUCAGGAGGUAUGCCUCAUAUUCCUUAUGGUGCAUCAAAUCAGAAUUCUUUUGCUAGCAUCCCUCAAAGUUCAGCUGUUAUAACUAGUGGUAACUACGGUCCGCCACAUCAAUCUAGAGAACAAAAUGGAAUAUAUUAUGGUGAUAUGGCUGUAAACUCCAUGCCACCAAGCUCUACUCCAUUAUCAUUGCAACAGCAACCUAUGUUAUGAAAAGCAUUGGAACUCACUUCCUAAGUGCCACAAAAUUUGUUAAAUAUCCUGCUUAGGUAUUAUAGAGUUCCAAACCCUAUGGGCGAGUAAUAAUUGUAUAGUAUAUAUAAUGUCACGUGAUGUGCAUAUGCUGAAGGUCGUAUAAGAUAUAAAUUUACAUCUGUAUAGCUAUGUAGUUCUUAUGUGUCUCACUAAAGUUUAUAUAUUUUUUCCAUUUUUCUGACUGCAAAUUCUGAAUUUUUAUCUCAAAUAUAUGAGCAAUGUGUAAAGAUACUUUAGCUCCAAUUAUUCUGCUUUUAUUCGUCAAGUACUCAUGUAAAAUCAUGUACUUCUAGAAACAUGCCCUAUUAUAAAAGUCACAUUCCUGAAUGUAAUGCAUGUUUUAGAAACAAAAUAUUUAUAAAAAAUUCUCAUUGUUUUGAACUAUUAUUGAUACAGCAUCUGAUGUACAAUGUUUAUAAAAGAACUGAAUUAAUGAAGUAUUUGUAUGUUUGUAGAUAUGUAUUCAAUGUGUAAGUUUGUUUUGAUCUUUUCCUUCCUGAUUUUGAAAAUAAUAUAGUAUCUUUUCUGGGGAGUCAAACUGCAUGUUAUGUCGUAAUAUGAAAUUUACAGAAUUGUUUCAACGAUAAUUUGAAUGGAAAUAGCAGAAGUAAUUUUAAAAUAUCUUCUAUGAAUGUCUUAAUAAUGUAAUCAAUGAAGUAGUAUUAUUUAGAAUCCAAGUAAGUAAUAUUCCAGAGAGUAAAAAAGAUUAGUGUAUAUAGAUUGUAUUUGGAAUUCCAAAUUAAUUCAUAAUUAUGACUACUUUUUAUGCAAUUUUAUGAUUUGAAACUGUCAUUGUAAAAUUAAUAUUUCUGUGUUGGGAGUUUUAUCUGUAAAGAGGAAAAAAAAAAUUUUUUUUUAAUGUUCUUAUGUAAAAUACUCACCUAAUUAAUUCUUUGAUAAUACGGAGAUGAUUUUAUAAAAAAAAAAGCAAAGCUUAAUUUGCGGCUACUGAUAAUGUAAAUACAAAAAAUUAAUAUAUUGUGCAUAUGGUGUUUGUAUUGUAUAGAGUAGCAGAUUUAUAUCCUUAAAAUGUACAUGUAUACAUGUAUAAAUUCUGUACAAAUGUAUACCCUGAAUAGAUAUAUAUGCAAAUCCAAUCCUGAACAAAAUUUCUUGCAUCAGAAGCAUGAAAUACUGUCUGUGGAUAAAAUUUGAUACAGCGCUUUAAUUUCUUUUAUCUGUGUACGUAAUUUGCAGUUUUAAAAAAACUGUGAAAUAGGUGUUGUAAUGUCUAAAUGUUUUGCAUUUUAAAGGUUAUUGCAUAAUUUUAGCAUGAAAAUUUGAGUUAUAUUUCUUUUUUGUAUAUGUUAAUAAGUAUAUAUUCUGUACCUGACAAAAGCUGUGUUUUCAGAUUCUUGUGUAAAUAUUAGAUUAAACUAGUGAAAAAUAAUUUCUAAUGCUUGCUCACAUGUUUCUGUGAUUGUGCGUUUAUAAAGUGUUUUGUAUUGCUGCUUUAUUAUAAGGAGGAAAAUUAUGUGCAUAAAACUCUUGUUUCUAAACUAAGAAUGAUGUUUUAAUAUGUGUAUAAAAAUCUUAUUAUUGGGGGAGCUUAUUUGAGAAGUUGUUGGUUGAUUAUGCUGACAACAAAGAUUUUAUUUCGUGAAAGUAAGAAUUUUAUUUAUAAAUUGAAGUUAAAAAGACAAAAACAAAAAAAAAAAAAAAAGGUUGAAGAUGCAUCUGUAGGUCCUGAUACUUCUUGAUGUCUCAAAGAAAUAAAGAAUAAUUUUCCUUUUAAUUUCUAGUACUUAAAUCAGAAUAUGGAUUUAAAUAUUUUUAAGAGUACUAGUCUUCUGUACAAGUUCAUAUUUUAUUAGUGAUUCAACACAGUUUUUUUUUAAAUAUUUAAUACUGGUCAUUGUCUGAUUAAAAUUAACCCUUCAAGUGUUGUGGGCAUAAAAUUCUGCAUAGAAGGAUGGCUUUCCAAUUCGUUACACACAAAAAUUUCUGUCAGCUCCCGAUAUAUCUGAUUUUGUUUUGAAUAUAUAUUGGAAGAAAAGAAAUCAAGUUGCAGAUAAUGCAAUUAUAAUCUAGAAAAUACCACCUAUUGAUGACAUUUGGGAGAACUUUGAAAUUUAAGGACAAGUCUGUAAUGCUCAGAAGAUUAAGUGAACCCCAAGAUAGCAAGGAAUAUAUAUAAAUAGUCACACAAGUUCAUUACACAGCACCAAUUUAUGUGAAAAUAUUAAUUGUAUAACUUCUGAUUAUUCAUAUGUUUCUAAUAUAGAUUCUGUGAAUCUGUUUUGUAAAGUUUAUAUUCGUUUGCAUUGUAGUUAUAUUAUUUUUCUAAAUUUAUUUCUUUUUCUAGUUUG
Stegodyphus dumicola is the source of this 4030-nucleotide messenger RNA. RefSeq names its product signal transducing adaptor molecule (gene Stam). Gene Ontology annotation, biological process: protein transport to vacuole involved in ubiquitin-dependent protein catabolic process via the multivesicular body sorting pathway. Lineage: Eukaryota; Metazoa; Arthropoda; Arachnida; Araneae; Eresidae. Gene Ontology annotation, cellular component: ESCRT-0 complex. The record is from RefSeq and is a predicted model, not a curated record. Gene Ontology annotation, molecular function: ubiquitin binding; phosphatidylinositol binding.